AUGUACGAAACAUUUGAAAGUAAUCAAGGUCCAGCCGAUGGAGCAGCUGCUAACACAAACCAACCGAGCAGCCCUUUGAAGGUCACAGUGAAGAUUAUCAAAGAUCCACUCCUGGACUACGGUUUUAUGGUCUCAGAAGAUUCACCAGUAUGUGUGAAGUUUGUCACUGCAGGUGGUCCUGGAGAGGGAAAGCUAUUCCCAGGUGACCAGAUUUUACAAAUUAACGACAUGCCUCUGGAUACAAUUUCCCAGGAAUGUAUCGAUAACAUUAUUAGGGAAUGUGGUGACACUGUUACAGUGACUGUCCUGCGAAAUACCCCUGGGCCCAAGUCAUCAUUUAUUACUGAAGAAAAGCGAGCCAGAUUGAAAAGCAACCCAGUCAAAGUACACUUUGCUGAGGAAGUGAUCGUCAAUGGCCAAGUACAGGGUAACUCGCUACUCUUAAUGCCCGGUAUUCUCAAGGUGUAUUUGGAAAAUGGACAGACCAAGGCCUUUCGAUUUGAGAAAAAUACAACAGUGAAGGAUAUCAUCCUCAGCUUGAAGUCAAAGUUAUCCAUCCGUUGUAUUGAGCAUUUUGCUCUGGUUUUGAAGGAACGAUACACUAUCAACAAGAUCUAUAUCUUACAUGAUGAUGAACUCAUUGAGCAGGUGGUCCAGAAGCGAGAGCCCCGUGAUUAUAGGUGUCUCUUCAGGGUUUGUUUCCUGCCAAGAGAUCCACUUGUACUUUUACAAGAUGAUCCAGUUACUUUUGAAUACCUCUACUCACAGAGUUGCAAUGAUGUGCUGCUGGAGAGGUUUGCGAUGGAGAUGAAAUACAGCACUGCUAUCCAUCUCGCAGCACUGCAAAUUCAGGAAUGCAUCCUCAGCUCCAACCAUUCUGAGAAAGUCUCCAUGAAGUACAUUGAGAUGAAUUGGGGAAUUGAGAAUUUUGUCUCAUCAACUGUACUUGACAACAUGAAAGAGAAAGAUAUCAGAAAGGCCAUUAACUAUCACCUUAAGAACAAUCAUAGUUUGAUUGCACCAGGACAAAAGCAACUGAUAUCCACGGCACAAGUCCGGCUGAAUUACCUGAACAUACUGAGUGAUCUUCGAGCAUAUGGAGGGAAAACCUUUAACGCAACCCUUCUGCUGCAGGACAGCGAAUCAUUUAUCACAUUGUUGGUCGGAGCCAAAUAUGGUAUCAGCGAAGUUGUUAACAGCAAACUCAAUAUUAUAAACCAGUUAACAGACUUCAACAACAUCCAGAAGUUGGAAUUGACUUUUGAGUAUGAGAAGAUCAGCGUGGUGAACAUCUACCUGGUGGAUGUGAAGUCUCUGACGUUGGUACUGGAAACUCGUCAUGCUAAAGACCUUGUGUGUUUGAUUGCUGGAUAUCAUAGGCUAUAUGUGAACUCAACAGACUCCAUAUUCAUCUGGCCUGGCAACUAUCAAAGUCAGACAACUGAAGAAGGUGACGAGGCCCAAAGAUUAAGUGAUUCAGAGUCAUCAUCAGACAUUGAGUCUAUAGAUAUCCACAAAUUGAGAAAUGGAUUCAUAGGGCCUCUGACUGAAGAAAAUGAGGACAUUGAGAACUCGGAAAGUGAGGCUACAGACAGUGACUGCUUACGGGAGAAUAUCCAGGAAGAGACCAGUUGCAGCACAGGGGAUGUGUCUGAUCUGAAUGAUGAAGCAACAUGUCAGGGAGGACACUUUUGUGAUAGAAGCUGUUCUGCUGACUCUAUGGAUGAACUGCAAACGGAGACUUCAGCUCCACACUCACAUGGUGAGAUUUCUGAAGAUGAUGACAAAGAUUCUAACACUGAAGAGAGUGAUGGUGAGCCAGUUACAAAGAAGCACUGUACCAUGGAAUUGAAAGACAGUUUUGAACAACCUUCAACAGACUCCUUAGCCUCUACUUCGACCCUUUCUAAAUGCUUUGCAUGUUUUACAAAGGUGGUUUGCUCUAUUCCUGACCUCAGCCAAAGUGAGAACCCAUGCACUGCAGAAGUUUGCAACCAGUGCCCCAGGAACGAGGACGACAGUUAUGCAGAAGGGGACAAGUCUUGGAAUUUGACAAGUCAUGGCCUGCUCACUGAGUUACCACCUGCUAUUGAUGGGGACUUAUACAGUGAGGUCCUCACUAUCCCGAUUCUGGCUCCUCCCCCUGACGAAUUUUUCGAUGCAGCUGAAAAGGUUACUCAUGUGGAAGGUUCAGGUGACAUCAAAUUCAGAGGAACUGAAGCAGAGUUGGAGUCUGCUAAAAUUAAGGGGAUUGAAGCAAAACAAAAUGUGCAGAUAAGUCCAAGUCUUUUUGGCACAGGACUGGACAUCAAAACUGUUGAAUGCAUCAAAGGUAAACCAGAAGAAAUAAAAUACACAACCACAGGAAAAAGACAUUUUGCACCUGAUGACGUAUAUGAUGUAAAAGCUGUUCAAUUGCAGAGUCAUUCAAACAAACAUGGAGAUCGUAUGCGUUGUAAUGAAAAGAAACAUGUUAAGACAAAAAUGCAUCGAUGGAAUACUCUUUCUUCUUUGACAAGUAUCGAAAAUGAACCUGCCUUGUUGGAAACUAAGCCUAUUGGUCCAUUAACAUCCAUUUCCACCUGUGCCAAUGAAAAGGUCCAAUCAGAUUUAAUGGAAAUGGUGCCAGAUACCAUGGAAACAAAGUCAGUCACAGAAACAAUACCAGUCAUUACUCCAGUUUCAGUCAGACGUUACCCAUGUGAUUCAGGCAUGAGAGAGGAAUGUGCUUCUCAUACAGAGACUACAGCAGGAGAAAAAUUAAACAUUUCUCUUAAAGCUCAGCUGCCUGGAGAAGAUCUGACAGCACUGACAGAAAACUCAGUUCUGGAAGAGGAAAUCUCCAGCAGGAGGAACUCAUCUAAGACAGACAAAAAAAGCAAAGAUGCUUACUCCCUUGACAUAUCCAGGUUACGUCUGAAUUUAAACCGAGUCUCCUUUAAGACAUUCGGCAUGUUUAAACAUUUAAAAUCACCACACUUAGAACCAAAGAUUGAAACUUGCGCAGUGAGGUCCCUUAACAUUUCUGAGUGCAACACGGAGCCUGCAGAAGACAGCUCGAAAGAUGACUUAUCAAAAACAGAACAGAUCUCUAACCAGACUGAGGCAAGUAUAACUGAGAUCAGUACAUCGAUAAUUUGCCCUCAAGAUAGAAACCUUCCUCAGGAAAUAUCUUCACUGACAAAUACACCAAGGCAGCUUUAUGAAGUAGACAACUCAACCAUUCAGGAAUCUGCAACUGCAACUCAGCAAAAUGAAUGUCCCUCCACCAAACUGAGCUGUCUCCAACAAAUAAAAAAUAAACACAGUUUGAAUGUUGACUCCAGAGUUCAAGCUAUCCUCACAACUGACUUGGAUAAGGAAAUAGAUGAACAGCUCCCAAUAAGUGAUAAGGACACGUGUAGCUGUAAGAUAGUACAUGGGAAUCGUUUUCGAGCACAGGGUACUGAUGUUAAUGACGAAAGCAAAGAUUUAGCAUAUUCCAUACGGCAGUGUUCACCAAAGACCACCCCACCUGAUUCAGAAAACCACCUCUCUCAAUACCUCACCACAUUUACUGGGCAAAGUGAGAAAUUCAUGCUUACCAGUUGCUCCUUUGAUUUUCCUAAAACUGAUCUUACACCAAAGCUUGAAGGCUCCAUUCUGUCACAAUUCAAGGCUGAAAGAUAUAGCAUGCCGAAUGGGUUCCAUCUGAUACGGAACAAUAUCAUGGAGCUACUCAAUGUGCUGAAAGAAUUCCCCAGAGAAAGUCAUAUUGAGGAAGAAUGUGCAAUACUUACUUCAUCAAUAAAGGAGAAAUUAUAUAUUGAAAGUGGAAAACUGAUGUCUGCUGGCCAGAAGGGCAUUAAAGUAGACCAGGCUCCUGUGGAGAUGCUCCUGGGAGUUUCUGAAAGUUUCCAGGCCCUCAUACAGCUAACAGCAACAUGUCUCCAGUUCACGACCUGCAUGCAUUGCGCAGAACGUCAUGCCGAAGUGGUCAAUAACUUAAAAGACGUUUCUUUGACUUAUAAAACCUUUGUGAAAAUCUCUCAGGAUGCAUGCAGCAGGAAGUGUGAUGACUUAAGAAUGAAACUCCUGGCCAAGUGUAAUGCACUGACUGCUGAUGUUUUCUGCCUGACGCAGUCAUUCAAAUAA
Molecule: messenger RNA, 4134 nt
Organism: Hemiscyllium ocellatum (epaulette shark)
Lineage: Eukaryota; Metazoa; Chordata; Chondrichthyes; Orectolobiformes; Hemiscylliidae
Product: FERM and PDZ domain-containing protein 1-like
Biological process (GO): signal transduction
Cellular component (GO): cytoskeleton
Molecular function (GO): protein binding
Source: RefSeq, a predicted model, not a curated record